This is a messenger RNA of Impatiens glandulifera, 2386 nucleotides long. RefSeq names its product subtilisin-like protease SBT5.6. The transcript has 8 exons. The coding region runs from base 36 to 2372 and encodes 778 amino acids. Lineage: Eukaryota; Viridiplantae; Streptophyta; Magnoliopsida; Ericales; Balsaminaceae. The record is from RefSeq and is a predicted model, not a curated record. Gene Ontology annotation, molecular function: serine-type endopeptidase activity. Gene Ontology annotation, biological process: proteolysis.
AUCACAUAUGAUUCAUCCAUCCAUUCUAUGAAAGCAUGAAGAUAACUAUUUCUUUCUUACUUCUUCUUCUUCCUUUGUUCGCUUCGUCCCUCGAUAAUCAUGAUCGACAGGUUUAUAUUGUCUACUUGGGAGAACACAAAGGCAAUAGAGAAUUUCACGAAAUCGAAAACAAUCAUCGAUCUUAUCUUGAAUCUGUCAAUGAAUCAGAUGAAGAAGUUGAAUCUUCUUUAGUUUACAGUUACAAACAUAGCAUCAAUGGAUUUGCAGCUCUUCUUAACCCUCAACAAGCUUCCAAAAUCUCUGAAAUGGAGGAGGUUGUAUCGGUAAUUCGUAGCGAGGCGAGAAAGUAUGUUACUCACACAACAAGAUCGUGGGAAUUUUCGGGUUUGAAGGAGACUUUUUCUCGAAAAAAUCUUGUAAAAGAUGAUAUUUUGUUGAAAUCUAAGUAUGGCAAAGGAAUCAUAGUUGGUGUCUUUGAUAGUGGUGUAUGGCCAGAGUCUAAGAGUUUUAGUGAUGGAGAUAUGGGCCCAAUUCCUAAGUCAUGGAAGGGAAUCUGCCAAACUGGCCAUACUUUCAAUUCUUCUCAUUGCAACAGAAAGAUAAUCGGAGCAAGAUACUACAUUAAAGGUUACGAACAAUUUUACGGUAAACUAAACACCACGUUAGAUUCCAUGUCCCCUCGAGACAUGGACGGGCAUGGCACCCACACUGCUUCGACCAUAGCUGGUCGGACAGUGAAAGGUGUGUCAGCCCUCGGAGGCUUCGCCAAAGGUACAGCCUCGGGCGGGGCUCCACUAGCCCACUUGGCGAUAUACAAAGUGUGUUGGGCCAUACCCAACGCAGGUAAAGAAGGCGGGAACACAUGUUUUGAGGAGGAUAUGCUCGCGGGUAUAGACCAAGCCAUUGCCGAUGGGGUUCAUAUUAUGAGCUUAUCUAUAGGAACAACUAAACCAAUUCCAUACAUGAAAGAUGGGAUUGCUUUGGGAGCACUACAUGCGAUGAAGAACAAUAUUGUUGUGUCUUGCAGUGCAGGGAACAAUGGUCCUACUGCUUCUACUCUGUCGAAUGUGGCUCCGUGGAUUAUAACAGUAGGGGCUAGUAGUGUCGAUAGGGCGUUUAUUGCCACGGUUAAACUUGGGAAUGGCAUGAUCUUCGAGGGAGAAACAGUUACACCAUACAAAUUGAAGAAAGGAAUGUAUCCAGUUGUGUAUGCAGCACAAGUAGUCGAGUCUCUAGUACCCAAAAGUGCAAUCGAUGGACAAUGCUUACCAGGAUCUUUAUCACCCGAGAAAACUAAAGGAAAGAUUGUAUUGUGCUUACGAGGGAAUGGAACAAGAGUAGGCAAAGGUCAAGAGGUCAAAAGAGCUGGUGGUUUAGGGUUCAUCUUAGGUAACAACCCACAAAACGGAGCAGAUGUUGCAGCCGACGCCCAUGUAUUACCUGCAAUAGCAGUUAAUUCAGACAAUGCCAUCAAGAUUCUAGCUUACAUCAACUCAACAAUCAACCCAACCGCGUACAUUACCAUAGCCAAAACCCUUCUGAAUCGCAAACCAGCUCCAUCCAUGGCAUCAUUCACCAGCAGAGGUCCAAACACAAUCACCCCUGACAUUCUCAAGCCAGAUAUUACAGCACCAGGCAUAAACAUCUUAGCAGCAUGGAGUGGAGCAGACGCACCAACAAAGCUUGCAACCGAUACACGUAUAGUCGAAUACAAUAUCUUAUCAGGAACAUCCAUGUCCUGUCCUCACAUUUCAGCCACAGCAGCUCUUCUAAAAGCAAUACACCCAACCUGGAGCAGUGCCGCCAUUAGAUCUGCUCUAAUAACAUCUUCUGGACUAAACAAUAACGAAGGCAAUCUUCUAACUGAUGCAUCAGGAAUCACCCCAGCCGAUCCAUUCCAAUUCGGUGCCGGUCAUUUCCGACCGACGAAAGCAGCCGAUCCAGGACUCGUAUACGAUGCUUCAUACGAAGAUUAUCUCCUCUUUCUCUGCAGCAGUGGAGUAAAUAACAUAGAUCCGUCGACAUUUAAGUGUCCGAAACAGUCGCCUUCUCCGAUGAACCUGAAUUAUCCUUCGAUUGCAAUAUCUAAGGUGAAUAGAACAGUGACUGUGAAAAGAACGGUGACAAAUGUUGGUGGAAGAAAGAGUAUAUACUUUGCGAGUGUUAAGCCGCCGGUGGGUUUCUCAGUGAAGGUAUCUCCGGCGAUGUUGAAGUUCAGUCGUGUGGGUGAGAAGAAGAGUUUUACGGUAACGAUUAGGGUUAGGGAAGAUGGAUCAUUGUCAAUGGAGAAAGGUGAAUAUGGAUUUGGAUGGUUAACUUGGAGAGAUGAAAUUCAUAUUGUUACGAGUCCUAUAGCACUCUCCUUGGCCUAACCUAAUUAAUCAUU